AUGACUAUAAAGUAUUGUUAUCUUUUUUUAAUUUUAAUAAAAUUUACUAAUAGUGAAAUCUUUCCAUUUUUUAUUCAUGCUGAUCAAAUAUUUAUUAAAUGUUCGAAUGGUAAUAUCGAAUUAUUUAACGGUACAACUGAUAGUCUUCCUGCUUGUAUACAAACAACACAUAUUGAACGAUUCAAUCUUUUUCAAUUAUAUAUUCAAUGUCCUAAUGAGCAUUUACAUCUAGAAUAUAAUCGCUCAGUCACUUUGAAUGCUCAAACUUCAGAAUCUUCGAUCUCCAGUUUUCAACCACAUUGUUUCACCGAUUAUAGAGAUGAAUAUAUGAAACAAAAUCAAUUAAUUCCUUAUCGAACACGUUAUACAUCUAAUAAUGAUACAUUAACACAAAUUAUAUCAUUUCAAUGUCAAUAUAGUAUACAUUCUAAAUCCAAUGAAGAAUUUUAUUUAUUUUUUAAAUUAAUGAAUUAUGGUCUUUGUCGAUAUUCAAUUCAAUUUAUGUAUUUAAAUGGAAAAUGUAAUAAAUUUUAUCAACAAAUUUAUAAAAUACAAGCUCGAAUUGAACAUUCUAUAUGUUAUUAUCAAUUAGGACUUAAUCCAUCCGAGAUUUCUUUAGAAUUUUUCGAUCAAUUAAUCUAUAGAAAUAUGUCAUCUAAUAAACAAUCAUUUUAUUCAACAAAAUCUGUCAAUCAUACUAAUAUUAUUAUUAUUACAAUAUCGGUUACCACCAUUUCUCUUAUUUUAUGUCUUGCUAUAUCUUUAGUUAUAUAUCGAUAUGAAUUAUUUCGAUCAUCAACAAUUUAA
Adineta steineri is the source of this 807-nucleotide messenger RNA. NCBI's taxonomy places the organism in Eukaryota, Metazoa, Rotifera, Eurotatoria, Adinetida, Adinetidae. The record is from the annotation of a GenBank genome assembly.